UAGUUAAUUUGAAACACACUAAUCAUUUCUCUCACACUACAACUAGUUCUCUCUUCUCAUCUUCUUUCUCUGUCAUAUUUUUACUUCUCUAUUCUUUAUCAUUUCACAUGGUAUCAUAACCAACAAUAUAUUGAUCUAUGGAUCUCAACAAAAAUGGUUUAUAUGCGUCCACUACUUAACUUCCCACUUUUUCUUUCUCUGAUUUGGUGUGUAAACUUGACAAGUCUCUAUAUGAAUUUCAACAAGCUAGUAGAUAAUAAAAUCUCAAACUUUGUUCUGUUAUUUUCAGUCAUGGCUACAAACAAUCCAAACAUGAUUGUUCCUUCUUCACUAAAUUCAAUUCUGAUUCUUCCUUUACUGUGAUAUUGAUUUAUGUGGAUGAGUUGGUUCUAGAUGAAAAUGAUCUCGUAGAAAUUCAAUCAAUCAAAACUGUUUUUUAUUAGAAUUUUAAGAUCAACAAAAAUGUGUGUCCAAACUUCCCAUGCUUGAUUUGGUAUAUGGUAGACCAUUUGUAUAGCAAUUAGUUGUUAGUUAAGUUAUUAUUUAAGUGUAAACACUUGCUAUAUAUAUAUUGUAUAACUCUAAUUGAUUUAGUUAGCUUGAAACUCACACUAAUAAUUUCUCUCACAUUAUAGCAAGCUCUCUCGUCUCAUCUCUCUGUCUCUCUCUCAUUUCACAAAAUAAUUAUCGAGGGAUCAAAAUUGAUUAUUGAGUAAAUGAUUUAAGAAUUGAAGAACCAUGUGAAAGACAUAGUAAAUGAUUUAAAAAAUAUUUUUCGAAAUAAUACUAUCUUAAUUUUUGUUUUCCUUUUGAAAAAUAAAUAGUUUUCAUCUUUUAAUUUAAAUUAGUUUUAUCAUCGUGUUGAGCAUUUCAUGUUAAUGGCAGAAGAGACAGUUCCCAGAAAAGCCAGCUGCUCCAACGACCCACUUCUCCAAUGCGCCGACCUCAUCCUUCCAUGGCUAACCCCACCGGAACUCGCCACCGUCUCCAUAACCUCUACAUCCCUCCGCAAGGCCUCCGCCUCCAUCACCACCCGCCGAUCCUCCGACGCAUCUAGAACCUUCGAGAACCUUCCAGUCCCUUUCCACAACACCGUCGACCACUACCACCCCUACGCCUACUUCCUCUACACCCCUUCCCUCAUCCUUCCAUCCGCCGCAUCCCGCCUCCUCCGCCAACCAUGGGGAUCCGCUGCUCCUCUCGCCUCCGCGCCGAGUCGGAUCCCCGCGGAAUCGGUGAGUUUGGUCGAUGAGUUAGGUCAGAGUGUGUUGUCUGGUUGCGACUGCGAGGCUUGUGGCGGUGUGGGUUCCGACUGCCCUUGUUUGGGCUUGGGUGGGCUGGAUGACGUGGGCAGUGAGUGCGGGCCGGGAUGUGGGUGCGGACCAGAGUGCGGAAACCGGUUGACUCAGAAUGGGGUUGCUGUUCGGGUGAAGAUUGUGAGGGAUGCAAGGAAAGGGUGGUGUUUGCAUUCUGACCAGUGGAUUCGGAAAGAGGAGUUCUUGUUUGAGUAUGCAGUGUAUCCAAUACAUCAUACGAAUGUAAAACUGAUUCAUGGUUUCCUGCUUGGAAAAGGCGAACUCUUGACAACCAAGGAAGCGCGGAGGAGACAUCAAUGUUAUGAUGAAAAAUCAUCACAUGGUAGAUUCUCUUCUGCACUUUUGGUUGUAAGGGAACAUCUUCCAUCUGGAAACGUAUGCUUGAGAUUGAAUAUUGAUGCCACAAGAAUAGGAAAUGUUGCCCGGUUUGUUAAUCAUUCUUGUGAUGGUGGUAACUUGAGCACAAAGCUAAUUAGAAGUUCAGGAGCUUUGUUCCCCCGCCUCUGCUUCUUUGCUUCGAAAGAUAUCCAGAAAGAUGAAGAGCUUACAUUUAGCUAUGGAGAAAUCAGGAAAAAGGCCAAUGGUCUGCCAUGCUUUUGCAGCAGCCCUUCAUGCCUUGGAACUUUGCCUUCGGAAGACACUUGAGACACGUUUUUGUUUAAGGAUAUGGAUUAGUUGUGAAAGGAAUACCAAUGUUUUUGUUGGCAUGAGCUUUUACAAAAUGAGUUAAUGUGGAUAAACUCUUCCUUUAGGUCAACCUCAUUUUACUUGAAUAAAUCUUAAAUAUACCUAGUUUUAAAUGUACAUUUUUAGUCA
Messenger RNA from Arachis stenosperma, 2132 nucleotides. RefSeq names its product histone-lysine N-methyltransferase SUVR3. Gene Ontology annotation, molecular function: protein binding. Lineage: Eukaryota; Viridiplantae; Streptophyta; Magnoliopsida; Fabales; Fabaceae. The transcript has 2 exons. The record is from RefSeq and is a predicted model, not a curated record. Bases 873 to 1961 code for a protein of 362 amino acids.